AUGGAUUCAUCGCUGCAUGAGGUCUGGCUAGCUGCUGCUGGCAGUCCAUUCCUCCCCACCGUCGGCAAGGGCAGCCAAUUUUUGGUCGGCUUUGUACUACUUCUUUUGGGAAUCAUUGCUACUGGUGUAUUUGCAUUGAACCGUUCGCUAGUAAACGUCUUUGCAGUCGGUAUUCCAGCAUCUCUGGCAUUAGCAUACGGUGUUGUAUACAUGUUCUGCGCGGUCGGAGUCUACGUCUCCGACAGCCAAGAAGGCCAUUACGUCAUGACGGACAAACAUCCAAUCCUACGCGCCGUGGCGACGUCAACGCGUCCGCUUUAUCAGCUUCUACGGUGCAUUAACUUCUCUCCGAAAGUUCACGUUCAAAUCACUGAAGAAGGUAUUCGUUUCGCGGCGGAUCACGCGAAAGUAAUGCAAGGAGUGGCAUUUCUCAACAAAUCUCUCUUCUCUUCGUACUCUGUCAAUUUACCACCUGCAGAAGACGGUGAGCCGCCAGAGCUACCAAAUUUUCAAAUACCACUGUCAUCGUUCCUCGAAAUUCUUCAAAUCUUUGGCGCUGUGGACGUUGCCGCGCGAGCUCAAAAAGCUGAACAAGACCCAUAUCGGAGCAAUUUGAGGAACUAUCGCCCGGAUGCAUUCAGCAAUCAGACACUGGGGAUUUCCGGAACAUGCACUCUGGUUUACGGGCAAGAAGGUGACCCAUUCAAAGUUAUGAUAGAGGAAUCAGGUGUUCAAACCACAGCUGGCCUCGCAACAUAUGUACCCGAGAUCACAGACGACAUACCUCUGGAUAGAGACGACAUAUGGUUCAAGAUCAUCAUGCAAUCGCGGUCACUGCUAGAUUCUCUGGCAGAAAUCUCGCCUACAGCGCCAAUGAAACUAUCAAUUACGACGUCAAAAACGUCGCCUUACCUAUCCUUCACCGGCAAGGGCGACUUGGGUAGCUCGGAUGUCGAUUUUGCCCGAGGCAGGGAGCUACUGGAAACGUUCAGUAUUAGAGACAAAUGGACGCAGUCGUACAAGUUUGACUUUAUCAAGAACUCGACCGAGGCCAUGCGCAUUGCGAACAAGGUCAGCUUGCGAGGCGAUGGGCAAGGGGUUCUUAGUUUACAAUUUCUCGUCGAUAUAGAGGGAGGCAAGCGGAGCUUUUUGGACUUUCGGUUCGUCCCCUUUGCGGCUAAUGAUGAUGAGGAAGAGUACGAGGAAGGGGAUAACGUUGACGUGGGCAGCGGGCCCGAAUUAUAG
This is a messenger RNA of Beauveria bassiana ARSEF 2860, 1245 nucleotides long. Its product is annotated as DNA repair exonuclease rad1. Gene Ontology annotation, biological process: DNA damage checkpoint signaling; protein N-linked glycosylation; DNA repair. The transcript has 5 exons. Lineage: Eukaryota; Fungi; Ascomycota; Sordariomycetes; Hypocreales; Cordycipitaceae. Gene Ontology annotation, cellular component: checkpoint clamp complex. The record is from RefSeq and is a predicted model, not a curated record. Bases 1 to 1245 code for a protein of 414 amino acids.